GGUGACAAUAGAAGAAGACUUAAAUUGCAAAAGUUAGUAUUUUUUUUAUUAUUACAUUAUUAUAUGUAGUUCUCUUAAGGAUAUUAUAGGGUCAACCGUUUCUUUCUUCCAGGGGUCGACUUAGAACUUUGUCCGCUAAAUUAUUAUAUUUUUAUCUCAUAGUUUCCUACUUUUAGAUCUUCUAAUGUUCUUAUGUGUAUUGUGAAAAUGUUGGACCCUGACCAGGAGAGUUUUUUUGUAAAUUGUAUCUUCUAUAUAUAUAAAAAGAUAUAAUUAUAAAAACUUUGGAAAUAAGACGGAGUUAAGGAAAAAAUGCCUUUUACAAAAAUGCAUAAACUGAUAUCAAGCUAGGUGAUUAGUGGAGAAUAGUGGGCAACGACGAAUAUUUAGUUCUAUAUCUCCAUUGUAAUGCAUUGCAUGUGAUCUUUUUACAAAUCAUACCUAAAAUGGUUAUGAUUAGCAUUCCAUGAAAAAGGAUAAGAUUCUUAUAAAGCCUAAACCAUGAUUAUAUAUAAUUUCACCCACUCAUUAACCAGGUAUGUACGCAAUUAUUGACGCUCUUUUGCAUAAUUCCAUCGAUUACUAAGCUUCAAUUACCCUGACCUUCUAUAUAAAGUUGAAUGAUUUGGGGAUUCCGAAUCCGUCGAGAAAAGGACCCGUAAACAGUCUUAUAUAUAUAUGCAUAAAAAUAUAGCAACUAUUUCUACAAUAAGAAUAAAGAGAGAGUAUAAAUAUUGCAAGUAAAAUAUACUUUUAAAAAAUGAAUGGCUGAGAGAGGACCCAACUUUUCGCGGGGAAACGGAGCCGCUCACACACACCAUCUUGGAAUCUUGACUACUCUCUAAGGUCACUUCAUAAACGUCACAAAAUACAUACAAAUUAUCGAAAAAUUGUAAUACUCCGUUUUAAAUUUUUCAGAGGGAGAGAAGAAAUCUUGCACUUGUUAAAUUUUAAAAUAUACUUCCUCCGUUUUCGAAAGUAGGAUUUUCUAGAUUUAUUUUUUUGUUCCAUAAUGUUAGAUUUUCUAAAAUUUUAAAAUAUUUUUAGUAGUUAAUGUUGAAAAUUUGUAUACUUUUAAACGAAAAUAUUUGAAUUGGUUAAAUACUAUUAAUUGAUAUUUAUUAGAAAAUGUAUAGUAAAAUAAAUAAAAAAUUUAAUAAUAAAUAUUUAUUAUAUUCUUAAUAUGGUGAAUACUUCUUUUGGGAAUAGAGGGAGUACCGCUUCAAAAUCUCUAAUAUACGGCGGCGGCGGCUAGUAUCAACUAUCAACUUUUACAUCCUAUAGUUCCUUGUCUGUCUCAGGGUGUGAUAGAAGAAUUAUGAGUAAAAUCUUUAGAGUAAAAAGUAAUAAAGUAAAAACAAAAAAAAAUGAAAGCUAAAUCGACUGUAUAUUUAUUAAAAAAAUGAGAGAGAGGAAAAGGCGACUGAAAAUGCGAUUGCAACCCUAAACAAAAAACCGUUAUUUUUCCGGUUGAUCUCCCCUUUUCUGAUUGUUACUCCCGAUGUUCUCGGAGAUGGAGGGGUAUGGGAUUCUCCACUAGUCCAUCUUUCGAAUGUAAUCCCCAUGAUUGAUGCCCACGAUUGUGAUGAAACGGUUUCUCAACUUCCCCGAAGUUUGAUAUAUAAAGCUUAUGCUUCUAUGCUUUUGAUUUCAUCACUUUCCUCUGAAUUUCUUCAAUUAAUUCAUUUCUUUUGGAGAAUUUUCGAUCAUUGGAUUCUCAUGGCGGACAAUAUCCGAAGGGGUUUGCAGAACCUCAAUUUGGGUGCUAAUGAUCCUCCAGUUCAACUCCCUGUUCACGUCCUUAAUGAAGCUGUUGCUGAGAACCGAUUCAUCUUGAUUGGAAGACCGGUCAUGCCUAGGCGACAAAAUAUCCGCUCAAUCAUUGCAAAUCUCCCGCGUAUUUGGGGCCAAGAUGGCGUACAAGGAAGACUAACUGAGGGUCGUCAAUUCCAAUUUGUCUUCCCUACGGAGGAAUCGCUGGAGAUGGUGCUUCGCCGAGGUCCAUGGGCCUUUGCUGAUCGUAUGUUGAUUAUGGAACACUGGUCUCCACUUUUUAACCCACUGAUGCUCAACUUUAUACCAUUGUGGAUUCAAAUCCGUGGCAUUCCCUUUCAAUACAUGAGUCAAGAUGUUGUUAUUCACAUUGGAAGGGCACUAGGAAUGUACAUGGAAGUUGAUUACAACAGCGACACUACGGCGAGGAGAGAGUUUGCAAGGGUUAGAGUCAAUUGGAAUGUUGAUGAGCCUCUAAGGUUUCAAAGGCAAUUUCAAUUUGAAGCAGGGGUUAACACUAUGCUCAGGCUUACGUAUGAAAGACUACGUGGUUUCUGUGAGACAUGUGGAAUGUUGACUCAUGAUUCUGGUGCUUGUCUCAUCCAGAAUGGAGGUCCUGAUAAUGGAGGUGCAGAUGAUUCUGGGAGUGAGGAUGAUAAUCUGGAGGAAGAUCCUGCGCCACCACAAGAUUUAAUCAUUGAAGAGAUUGUGGAGGCUGAUCAACAAGAAGAAAACGUAGGUGGUCUGGAUGCUGCUGUAGCUGAGAAUAUGGAUAAUGAGAUCCAAGUGGAGGAGAUUGCAGAGGAAGAUGAUGCGCUCUGGUAUGGUAAUGCAAUGCCAACAAUGUUUUUGGAGGAGUAUAAUAUGAAUGAAAUGUUUAAUCCUCUGUCUGCGGUUGGAGAACGUUCGGAUACCCGUGAAGCUCUGAAGUGGAAAGCUUGGAUGGAGGCUGCUAAUGAGAAUGUAAGCAUAUCUACAAAUCUGGAACAAGGUGAAUCUAGCACGAAGAGAUACACAAGACGCAAGAAGAAUGAAGGUACACAGACAAUACCACAGAGGAGUAUUGACAAUGAUGCUGCUGAUGUCCCCUCGGAGGACACACCAAAGGAAGGAGGCGCGGUGGGCCCAGAACCACCACUGCCGCCAUGAAGACAGUCUGCUGGAACUGUCGGGGUUUGGGCAUUGACUCGACAGUU
This is a messenger RNA of Brassica napus (rape), 2969 nucleotides long. RefSeq lists its product as uncharacterized. The coding region runs from base 1564 to 2922 and encodes 452 amino acids. The record is from RefSeq and is a predicted model, not a curated record. The transcript has a single exon. NCBI's taxonomy places the organism in Eukaryota, Viridiplantae, Streptophyta, Magnoliopsida, Brassicales, Brassicaceae.